GGGAUUGCGAGAUGCAUCUGGACAAGACCGCUGAGGACCGCCAACAGUUCUUAGUGCAAGUUUGACCACGACAACGUCACAAGGACUGAGGCCCUGACGUCACAGCAAUGGCUGCAGCUGGUUUCUUGACAUUGGGUACAGCUCUCCUACUUGUCACCACCCCGCUUCAUGCACAGACCGAGUCGCUCAAUGUCCAUAACGAGGCUAAGGCUGUCGUGACGAACGUCCGUGACUUGGUCGCGAGGACUAAAGAAGGUUCUCCUCUGAAAACUAUUCUACAGAACAUACUUGACUUGCAGAGAGUCGUCGUCAAUAUUAUUGCUCGCCUGCCAUCCAACCAAAUUUCAGAGUGCGAGACACAGACUGUCAUCAAGUUGGCUGCAGCUGGAAUUGGCAGCCAUGAGGUGCUGGAUGUGCUGCUAGCUGAAGACGAUCUAGGUGUCGUGAGCGCUCGUAUUGGAAUGGCCCUCACCUUCGUGAACCGGGUGGCACAACAGCUGGACGACAAGCUGACGAGGUCGUCUGAUGUUGGCCCCGAGCUGACCGCCAUCGCUUUUGGCAUCAACAGCACAGCCGUCAUUAUCAACACUGCCGCUGAGACAAUAAAGGAGAAGCUCAUUCUCCUGAGACAAGGAAACCGAAACAGACGAGAAGCGACCACGCAUCUGGCCCACGGAUUUGACAUGACUAAUCACGUGGUCUGGUGGCGCGAUACGACUGGCUUCCACACGUUUCACGUCGGUCCCUUUGAACCUCCAGUGUUACCGCAUGGGUUGAAACACCUGCAGCGGCGCUCACCUAAUUGGAGUGGAAACGUCGGUGCAACGGGAGACUUCAGAUCAGGCACAGCGAAUGGCGAAGUGCGUUAUACAAGUUCCAACGGACGGUUCACGGCUGGUCUCAAUGGGAAUAUCGGCUGGGGCCCAGGCGGUCCUCGGCCCGGCGGGGGCUUUACUAUCGGAUUUAAGUUUUAGUCCGUAUGACGACUCCGAUUCACACUUCUUCUAGAAUUUACCCCAGGUACAUCUGAAAAGAUAUAGCGAGGACAAACGUAGGGUAAUGAAAUUACUGUACCGAUGGACUUUAGUAACAAGCGAAACAACUUUCCAGAAACCGUCAUAGUUUUUAUUUCUUUUAUUUUCUUGCUUUUUCAUUCUUUAGAGAAUAAAGAUUGUAUUUCAUUGAA
Pomacea canaliculata is the source of this 1186-nucleotide messenger RNA. RefSeq lists its product as uncharacterized. The transcript is spliced from 7 exons. Lineage: Eukaryota; Metazoa; Mollusca; Gastropoda; Architaenioglossa; Ampullariidae. Bases 108 to 974 code for a protein of 288 amino acids. The record is from RefSeq and is a predicted model, not a curated record.